Messenger RNA from Spea bombifrons (plains spadefoot toad), 1139 nucleotides. It is a transcript of the gene SDHB, whose product is annotated as succinate dehydrogenase complex iron sulfur subunit B. The coding region runs from base 77 to 934 and encodes 285 amino acids. NCBI's taxonomy places the organism in Eukaryota, Metazoa, Chordata, Amphibia, Anura, Pelobatidae. Gene Ontology annotation, molecular function: 2 iron, 2 sulfur cluster binding; electron transfer activity. The transcript is spliced from 8 exons. Gene Ontology annotation, biological process: respiratory electron transport chain; tricarboxylic acid cycle; aerobic respiration. Gene Ontology annotation, cellular component: mitochondrial membrane. The record is from RefSeq and is a predicted model, not a curated record.
AUUGCGUCUCUAUGGUGAAAGGUCCAGGCGCAUUGCAUUGUGGGAGCUCGGAGGAGGCUCAGUUGUCAUAGGAAAAAUGGCUGCGGUCGUGUUCUCCUUGAGAUUUAGCGCACCCGUCCUGAGGACUGCAGGGGCCCUACAGGUCUCCCGCGGGGCUCAGACGGCAGCGGCCGCUGCACCGGCUUCUGAGGCUGCGGCAAGAAUCAAGAAGUUUGCGAUCUACAGAUGGGACCCAGAUAAGGCUGGAGACAAGCCGCGCAUGCAGACCUACGAAAUUGACCUAAACACGUGCGGCCCCAUGGUUUUGGACGCUUUAAUCAAGAUAAAAAAUGAUAUCGAUCCGACGCUUACGUUCCGCAGAUCCUGCCGAGAAGGCAUCUGUGGGUCUUGUGCCAUGAACAUCAAUGGCGGUAAUACCCUGGCCUGCACCACAAAAAUUGACACCAAUAUUAAUAAAGUGUCAAAGGUCUACCCUCUUCCCCACAUGUACGUUGUGAAGGACUUAGUGCCAGAUCUGAGUAAUUUCUAUGCCCAGUACAAAUCUAUUGAGCCUUAUCUGAAGAAGAAGGACGAGUCAAUGCAGGGCAAGGAGCAGUAUCUCCAGUCCAUCGAGGAUCGCGAGAAGCUGGAUGGGCUGUACGAAUGCAUUCUGUGUGCCUGCUGCAGUACAAGCUGCCCCAGCUACUGGUGGAACGGGGAUAAAUACCUUGGUCCCGCUGUCCUCAUGCAGGCGUAUCGCUGGAUGAUUGACUCAAGGGAUGACUAUACAGAGGAGCGAUUAGCCAAACUGCAGGAUCCCUUCUCUCUUUAUCGCUGCCACACCAUCAUGAACUGCACCAAGGCCUGCCCCAAGGGUUUAAAUCCUGGGAAAGCUAUUGCUGAAAUCAAGAAGAUGAUGGCAACCUACAAAGAUAAACAAGCGGCCAGCGCAUAAAACUGUACAUAUAUAUAUCCGCUCUCUGGAGUGACGCCUGCCUGCGGUCCUGACAGCGGAGCAAGGACCCAGCAGCACUCGCCUACCCCUUGUACUCCGUGUGCUUCCUAGGGCUUGCAGGCCAUUAGCACUGCUGCUGGGUGUUUGAUUAUAAGUUUCAGGAUGUUAAGAGGUAAUAAACAACUUACGUCUUUAUUUUCCCCAA